AUGUAUUCUAAGAUUAUUAAAGAUAGAGUUGAAAAAAGAAAAAAUAUUAUUCCUGAAAUGAAAUUAUUUGGGGCACACAGUUUUAAAUUGAAUGUGUUUUUAUAUUUCUUGGAUUUUGUUGGUCACUAUCAACUUGUAGAAAUAGACAAUGUAUCUCUUCCUCGAGACAUGUCAGAGAUAAAAGACUUUGUCAAUUUUUAUGGAGCCAUAAUUAAAUGGGCAUUAUUGACAUCUGAAUUCAAACUUAAAUCAUCUGAUCCAGAAUCAAGAAUAUGUUCAUCUCGUUUAUCUUAUAGCUUCAGCCAUUUCAUAAGCUAUGGCUUUAUCAUCGAUUUUGGUAGAAAUAUUGGUAGUGCCUGUGAGAUAAAACCAUUUAGUAGUAGAAAUUGGGAUGCAAUUGGUGAUGUUAGAAAUUAUAAUGCCAUCAGAUGGUGGUAA
Molecule: messenger RNA, 438 nt
Organism: Entrophospora sp. SA101
Lineage: Eukaryota; Fungi; Glomeromycota; Glomeromycetes; Entrophosporales; Entrophosporaceae
Source: the annotation of a GenBank genome assembly